AUGUCUCGAUUAUCGAUCAUCGAAACAGGAGAGGAGCACAUGAAUCGGUGCAGGUUCGCCGUAGUGUUCGUAUGCUGCAGUCUCCUGCAGCUUCUUGCAGGAGUACAAGGAGCAGUCGUAGUGAGUUUGCCACAGAACGAUUACACCGUGGAGGAGAACUCGGGAAUAUCUGUCUGUUUUCGCGUCACGGGCACCCCCAACUCCUCAUCCAUAGAGCUGCUUUUCCACGCCGUCGGUGGAACGGCCACAGAGGGAGUGGAUUACACGCUGAGUAGCAAUCACACGCUAGAGCUCCCAUUUCCACUGAUGACUGGUACUACUAUAGCCAGCGAACAGUGCUUCUCAGUUUUUCAGCUGUGUGAAGACGACAUCCCUGAAAACAACGAGAGUUUCACAAUCUCAGUGAGCACACCGAACACGCCGUCGGUUUUCCACCAGAAUAACUUUACCGUCACCAUAAUUGACAACGACCGAGUGGACGUGUCUUUCACAAGAGGGCGGUACACUGUGAGUGAAGGAGAAGCUGUCGAGAUAUGUGCCGAGACGGGUGCAUCUUCCGAGAGGGACUUUGUAGAACUGUCAAUUACCACCAUCACAGGAACUGCCAUUAAUGUCGAUUUCUAUGUCUCUGGAGUCACAUUCAACCAGGAAGACAACCAGUUCCGAAAGUGCAUGACACUAACUGCAGUGGACGACAUCUUACCAGAACAAAAAGAGUUCUUCAGAAUCAGAGUUUCUUCCAGCGAUAACCUUGUCAAUAUCCAGCAUAGCACUGUCAAAAUCUACAUCACUGAUAAUGAUCCGGUGAGAUUUUCACUGGCUCAGUCGGUGUAUGUGGUGGAGGAAGGAGAGACGGCGAGAGUGUGUCUAGAGGCGGCUGAAAAUGAUCUCCCACUGAUUAGAUUCCAUCUCAUUGUCCUUGACCUCGGCGGGAAUGCAACCGGUGGAGACUAUGCAGUUGACAGUGAGCAAUACCAUGCUGUGGGGAUCAGCAGUAGCUCGGAGUCCCACGAGAUAUGCUUUGAGGUGGCCGCUAACGACGAUGCAGUGAGCGAGGGGACAGAGAUUGAGACAUUUCAACUGCUGCUGAGUACAGAUGUGUCGUGGGUGAUGCUGGAUGUGCCACGCGAGACCACGGUGGAUAUUGUCAUACUAGACAAUGACGUUGUGGAAGUGGAGUUUGAGCAGAGUGUGUAUUUCAAGACUGAAGGAGUGUAUCCCUACCUCUCACUGUGCCUCACUGUCAGUGGCGGAGUGGACCAUCAUCCACCACCAUCUCUCACUAUCAACACCAAUAGUAGAACCGCAGUCGGUGCGAGCGACUAUGAACCCAGCAAUCAUUGGUUUGAGUUGCCUGAGUCCAGUUACUGCCACCAACUGAGGAUUUUCGAUGACCCUCAACCAGAACCCGAAGAAUUUUUCGACGUCUGCGUUACGACUGAAAGUCCUCUUAUUCACAUUUCCACAGAAUGCGUCCAAGUUCGCAUUGUUGACAAUGAUACACCAAAGGUGUUUUGGGAGAGACUGCAGUAUACAGUCACAGAGGGCCAGGGACAAGUGGCAGUCUGUGCGAAAUUGCGAGGUACUCUCGGAAAUGAGGCACAAGUGCGCAUAACGGCCACCGACAUUACAGCCAUUGAUUCUUACGACUACAUUAUUAAAGAAGAGCAGCAAGUCUUUGUGUUUCGGCCACUGUCUCCCAAAAGACAGUGUAGGUAUGUCGACGUAGUAGCUGACGAGUUGAUGGAGAAAACUGAGGUUUUGAGACUCUCGCUGAGCUACACUAAUAGUUCCGACGUCGUCCUGAACAUCUCUAAUCCACACACCACUGUACGCAUUCAGGACACCUCCAGUGGCUAUGGUUGUGCUGAAGGAGGCAUUCUCCUGAACAGUGGGCCCAGCAUCCCCGGUGACAAAGAGAACACCAGUGGUCUGGUGGAGCUGUGCAACAGUCGGGGAAAAUGGGAGAGUGUUUGUGACACAGAAUGGAGCCUGAACGACGCAGCCACAAUAUGCCGCCAGGCGGGAUUCCACCGACCAGCAGGGGAGGGAGUGAUGAGUCUGGAGUCGCUCCAACCAGCUGCCGCCACUUUCACCUGCACUCAAACAGACACCAAUCUUGCCAACUGCUUGGGGGAGAAGCCGGUGAACGACACCUGUCGACAUCUGCUUGUUGCCUGUGACGGAGAAAACCCAGUCACAUCUUCAAAAAGCACCCCUAGCCCAGCCACGGAAGAAUUCCCAACUGCAGAGACUGGCUCCAGACUCGUCCGGCCGGCUCCGAACAACUCGUCCCAAUUUCCCAUCAUGGGUGUGGUCGUGGGCGUGUUCAGUGCCCUACUCCUAGUGGGCGUGGUCACCGUGGUAGGGUGUGGUCUCAGGAGCUGUACUGUGGAGGAGGAAGAGAUCAAAGUCUCUGACAAUAGCCAGUAG
Messenger RNA from Geodia barretti, 2433 nucleotides. Lineage: Eukaryota; Metazoa; Porifera; Demospongiae; Tetractinellida; Geodiidae. The record is from the annotation of a GenBank genome assembly.